UAUGAUUCUGGUUGUCUGUUGUCUGAAGACCAACACUCACUCACAUAGACUCCCAGUGAGGAUACUUUGCGCUGGUUGAUUAGCGGGGCCUAGGUAGAGAGGCCGGCCGCUGGAAGGCUGUGGCGACAGCGUGGAAGCUAUGACGACAGCGGGUGUAUGCAUGAUGAUGAGAGUAUGCUUACGCGGCAUUUUGGCUGAGGUGGCACUGCAUUGCGUUGUGGGUGGUACCGAGGCUAAUGACGGGUCAUCGAAAUGCACGUCGGCCCAAUUGGUGAGAAAUCUGUGGGUGGGAGCAGCUAUCUCCAGGACAUUGGUAGAAGAGGAAGUGAUUACUGCUGCAUCCUACUUAGAGGGUUCAGCAGCUCGCUGGCUAAACGGAUUGGUAGCUUCAAAGGGCUUCGGCGGGAACAUGCAUGAUUGGGCGCAGACCCACACCUUGGAGAGCUUUAUGGACUUAGUGGAGGCGCGUUGGCACAAUCCUCAGCAGGCACGGAUUGCCACUGAUGGGAUUCUAAAGCUUGACUCUAGAAAGUACAAGUCAGUGCAAGAGUUGACCACAGCCGUAGAGCGUUUGAUCGUUGUCCCAGGAGUGGAGUACAAUCCACAGGUCUUAUUGACCACUUUCUUGAAAUGUCUUCCUACAGACAUCAAGAACUUGUUAGCCAGCGAGGCUCGCCGAGAGUAUCACAUGUUUGAGUCAUUUAGCAAGAAGGCCCUAGACUUAGAGGCUACGUUGGGUGGAGCUCAAACCCCUUCUACGGACGGAAGGAAGAAGAAGACUCCACAAGAGUGGAAGAAGAAGGGUAGUCGAUUGAUGAUGGUUGAUUCCGAUGGGAACCAAACCGAGAUCGAUGAUGUUUCCGAACUUGUGGAGGGUUCAGAGUUUGGCGGUGAGGAGAUUGUUGAGGGUAGCAACCUCGCCGCCGCAGUUAAGACUAAGGCAAGUGGCCGCGGGAAGGGCGGUCAACAAAGGAGUCAGGGGCAGGCCGCUAACCCAAACAAAAUAGUUGUUUGGGUUAGAGCAGGUAUGGAUCAAGAUGUGUGGCGGGACCAUUGGUCUCGUGGUGCUUGCAUUAACUGCGUGUUGGCUCAGCAGGACGGGAAGAAGUUGAGACCGGCCGAGUACAUGAGCAAAAAGAUGUCAUCAAAGAAGUUGGCAAAGUCCACCUACGAGAGGGAACUCUAUGCUCUCUACAAGGCACUUGUCCACUGGAGGCACUAUCUAUUAGGGAGGUUCUUUUAUCUGAGAAUUGACCACCAGACUCUCAAGUGGAUCAAAACGCAACCGGUUCUAUACGAUGCACUCAAACGCUGGAUUGAAGUCAUAGAUCAGUAUGACUUCAAACUAGACUAUGUGAAGGGAGAGUACAACAAGGUUGCAGAUGCGUUGUCUAGAAGGGCAGAUUACCUGGGUGCGCUGAUUUCUGAGUUUGGCUUAUCGGAGGAUGUAACUCGAUCUAUGGAGGAAGCCUACAAGGAAGAUCCCAUCACGAUGGACAUCAUGAACAAACUUCAGGCUAAAGAUAAGGCCACUACUGAUGAGUUUGUGAUGGUGGAUGGGUUGCUCUUUCUUGAGAAGGCAGGAUUUUAGAGAUUAGUUGUUCCGUCUAGGGAAGAUUUGCGUAGUUUGUUUUUAGGAGAAUGCCAUGACGCAAC
This is a messenger RNA of Chara braunii, 1656 nucleotides long. The record is from the annotation of a GenBank genome assembly. Lineage: Eukaryota; Viridiplantae; Streptophyta; Charophyceae; Charales; Characeae.